AUGGGACUUUUUGUUCUGAUUCAGCUCACAGUCCCUGUUGUUUUACUCCACACUACACCAGCAGUGCCUCCAGUCGUCAGGGUCCAUCCGACAAAGCCAACUGACUACGGGAAGCGGUCCAUGCUGCAGUGCAGCGUUACGGAUUUUUUCCCUCUGGAAGUGAGGGUGAGCUGGCUGAAAGACGGGGUAGAGGUUACCAGUGAUGUGUCUUCUACGGAUGUCCUGGCCAACGGGGACUGGAGCUUCCAGCUUCACGCUUACCUGGAGCUCACACCCAGAAGAGGGGAGAGGGUGAGCUGCAGGGUGGACCACAGCAGCCUGACAGAGAGCCUGGAGGUGGACUGGGACACCUCCUCACUGGAUGCUAAACACCUGAAGAUGGCAGUGGGGAUCAUCUUCUUCUUCAUCGGCCUCACUGUCGCCGCAGGUGGAGCAGCCUACUAUUGGAGGAAACAGAGUUUAAAUCACCUGUCUCAUCUAUACAACAGUGCAUAG
Molecule: messenger RNA, 495 nt
Organism: Epinephelus lanceolatus (giant grouper)
Lineage: Eukaryota; Metazoa; Chordata; Actinopteri; Perciformes; Serranidae
Source: RefSeq, a predicted model, not a curated record